ACCCCGCAUCCGCAUAUCCUGCUGCUGCUGUUGUUGUUGUUGUUUUCUAUAUGCCUCGAUUUUUCGGGCUAACAACAAUUACAGCGGUUAAAUUGUCUAAUUUUCAUAUCCUUCGAGUGUUUGCUUUACCGUUUUCAAGUUUAAGCUGCAAACGGAAGAAAAAAGAGAGAGUGGCGUCACACGAAAAGAAAAUUUUCUUUGGCGUCGUCGAGCAGCAGCAACAACAACAGUCGCAACGCACAAAAGCAUGCUACGCUAAAUUGCAUUUGGCGUCUGUCAAGGACAAAACAAAACGCUGUCUGUGUGAGUGCAGCCACAACAACAAGAAACAAUAGCAACAACAGCAUGUGGCACAAAUAACGGAACAGCAAAGUAUCAACAGCAGAGGAAGAAAGGAAAAAAUAGAUAGGAAAACAAAACAAAAGACAGGAACAAAUCACACACACGAGGGCAAAGACAAAGAAAAAAACAAACGGAGGCUGCAAAAAAACAAAAUUUAAAAAAGGGAGAGGCAAACACACACAUAUUUACUACCCCGCCCUCCCCUUCACAUCCGCCACCCAGGACAUUUGGCGCCAGCUCGGGCAGCGACUGCGACGUCGACUGAGGCAGCGGUGGAGCACCAUGUGUCUCCAUCCCUCUCACGCUCACACGACCGCGCUGCAGUGGCUCCUGCUCUCCUUGUCCCUCUUCUUGGCGCUGCUGCCAGCGAACGUGACGGCUAGAUUUUGCGAGGGCUGCAGUCAGGGAUGUUGCACCCAGGGCUGCUGCCCACCGUACCAGGGCGGGCCACGCCCCCUGCCGCCCUCCUCGGACUCGCACGUUCUCAAUCUGUUCUUCGCCACCCACUGGUUUUUCUGGUGCGUUGUGGUUGCCAUCAUCUUGGCCAUCCUGUGUGCCUACUCGCUAUGGAAGAAGCGGCGGACCCUGUGCGGCUGGGGCUUCAAUGAGCACCACACCCAAUCCGAGGGAGAUUCGGCCGGUUCCUGCUAUGCUCCGCCCCAAUACAGUCGCUGCAACUCGUUUCACCAUCCGCCGCCGCCCUACACGGAGGUGACCUCCAAACCGGACCUGUAUCCGCUCGUCUUCACCUGCAACAGCGACUCGGGCAACGGCAAGGGCAACGGCAGCUCCAGCUACCUGAUGGUCCAGUACUUCCGCAACUACAUUGUCCGGCCGGCGGCGGGCGGUUCCCUGAGCGCCGCCAGCACCGUCGACUCCCUGAGCUCCAGCUUCAUCUGCAACGCGAACGAGGCGAACACCCUGGUGCCGCCGCCCUAUUCCCGGGCAGCCAGUCCGGAGCUGGGACUGCAUCACUACGUGGCCCAUGCCCAUGCCCAUGGCCAUGGCAACAGCAGUCACCUCCGAUCGAUGGAGCAGCCUGUGCCGGCAGGUGCUCCGCUGGCCUCCGUGCACUACGCCAUGCCGCGAUCGGCCUCCCAGCUGGUGGAGACGGACGCCUAUCAGCCGCGACUGAUGCCCGCCCAGCAGGCGGCGCAGCACUACGCCACCGUGGCACUGGGCAGUGCUCCGGGCGGAGGGCCGCUCUACAGCACCCGGCUGCACGCCUCCCACGAGGAGGGAGUGGGAGUGGGCAUGGGCGUGGGCGUGGGCUACCUCCAGUCGCAGAGCGAUCAGCACUUCCGGUACAUGGCCAACAGCAGCAGCAGCCUGAGCGACAUCUUUGUGAACACCAGUUGUGUGGCAGGAAUGCUGCCAGAAAGUGGAGGACCAGGCGGUGCCGCCCAGGGCGUGGAGAGUGGAGCAGCCACGCAGGCGGCCUCCCUGAACAGCCUGGCCAUGGGCGGCCUGGGCGGAUCGGUCACCGGCGGCACCGGGGCCUCCGGAGGAGCCGGCACCCCGGUGAUAUACAGCAACGGCUGCAUCCAGCCCAAUCCGCUGCACAGCCUGGAGAACUGCUGUCAGCCGUCGGCCCAGGUGUCCGGCGUGAGCAGUCUGGCCAACAUCGGGACGCCGGGAUCGCCGCCGCAGGCCACCAGUCCGACGGGCGAGGUGCGCGAGAUUCUCGACCAGAUCCGCCAGCUGCAGGCGGGCGUCAGCUACGAACAGCUCCUGCUGAGCGGAGCGGGCGGCGGGGCCAAGCCGCGGCUGCAGCACACGCUGUCGACGCCCUCGAACUCCCAGCAGGUGCUGCAGCCCAUCCUGACCACAUCCGCGUCCAUUUCCGGCGGCAGCAGUGGGCGGAGUAAAAAGUUCUUCACCUCGGGCAGCAGCAAGGCGCAGCCGAACAAGGCUCUGUACAUACCGAUGGCGGCCAUCGGAGGCUCCUCCGGCUCCGGUUUGGGAUCGGGAUCGGGAUCGGGAGCGCAGCGCUGCGUGCUGAAGAGUCCGGUGAGCAGUGUGGUCAGCGGGGCCAGCUUCUUUGUCAACCGGGGACGAGUGGCGCGCAAGGGCUGGAUCACCCGAUCGGCGCCCACCACUCCGGGCAGCGCCCUGCCCCCCAAUCGCCUGGGCGACGACAGUCCGCUGCUGCUCAACGAGCACGACGAGGAGGAGGAGGAGGAGCAGGAGCAGCGGGAUCGGAAUCGAAAUCAGGAGGAUACCGACACCGAAACGGAGGCGGAGGCCAGGAACCAUCGUCGCCAGCAUCGCCAUCAUCGCAGUAAAGGCCAUCGCAGCCAUCGCCAUGGACAGCUUGAAUAAUAGUGGGCGUGGUCGUUGGAAUCGCCAGUGUCAUUUAGUAGUUGUUGUUGUAGCUCAAGGUUCUCCUUUAGAAAUAAGCUUUUAAACGAAAGUGGAGAAGGCUUUUGGGGGCCGGCAGCACGCUUCUUAGUCUGAGGAAUCCCGAGUUCCGUUUGUAGUUCUUAUAAUUUAGUACCUCUAAUUUGUAUGGUUUUUUAAAGUUC
Drosophila takahashii is the source of this 2867-nucleotide messenger RNA. RefSeq lists its product as uncharacterized. Lineage: Eukaryota; Metazoa; Arthropoda; Insecta; Diptera; Drosophilidae. Gene Ontology annotation, cellular component: cytoplasmic vesicle membrane. The record is from RefSeq and is a predicted model, not a curated record.